ACAAUCCACAGAGUACUUUUUUUUUUUAUAUUGGCACGCGCUCCUGGCGCAUUCAGCCAAACGAGUAAAACGGGGAAACGGAAUUAAAGGCUUACAUUAUAACGGAUAAGUCGGAAUUUGGACAAGGAUCAGGGAAAGGUAAUAUAUUAUAAUAAAUUAUAAUUUUAUAUUAUGACGUGAAAGGAAAGAAUACAAUGAUUUAAAUAUAUAUGGAGAAGAAUCAUUAAUAUACAGGAGUGUUGUAAUAGAUGUGGGAAACGGAACGUUUAAAUCUGACAGCUGUCUUAGUCGCUAGCCCUGCGCUAGCCCGAGAAAGAUGUUUUGCAUUGCAUCGUCUUAUCGGGGGCGGUAAAACAAACGAUGCGUAGAUAACCACCUCUGCGGUUAGCGACGCUUUGGCGUGGUCAAUUCAAAUCACAGAUUACUAAAAAUUCAUUCAUCAUCCAGUCGUCGUUGUGUAAAGGUGUGACUAGUGUAUCGAUUAGUUUAUCAAUUAACAUUUAAUCGCGUGUGAAAUUCGGCUGUUGGCGAUGGCGGGCUGUGGGCAGUGCGUCAAGGUGGAACCUGACUGUGACGUCAUGGAUAGUAUCGUUAAAAAGGAAGUAAUAAAUGAAGAGAUGCAUAGUGUGAAGGAGGAGACAAUGUACGACGACAAUUCCGACACGAGCGAGGCUGUGCUGGCCGAGCUGUACGCCGACCACGUGGUCAAGGACGAGCUCGUGCUGGGGCCGGAGCGCCCGCACCGUCCCGACGUCGGCUUCGUCGUGCGCGGCAUCGUUAAAAUGGAAAUGAAACUAACAGAUGAAGCGAUGCCAAGUGUGAAGGUAGAGUCAGUAUACGACGACGGUGCCGUCACGAGUGAGGCUGCGCUGGCCGAGCUGUACGCCGACCACGUGGUGAAGGACGAGCUCGUGCUGGGGCCGGAGCGCCCGCGCCGCCCCGACGUCGGCCUCGUCGUGCGCAACUGCGCGCUUGGUGACGCGGACGGCUGCCCGCGGGCUUGGGGUCGCGGCGAAUACUUGUCCAGCGAGACCACGCUAAUGCUCGCUGAACGCGCUUCGCCGCCACAGAAACACAAACAAUUCAGUGAGUUGAGUGGUGUAAAGCAACAUAAACUAAUACACAGUGGUGAAAAUCCAUAUCCAUGUGAAUAUUGUAAAAAAAAUUUUAGAAGAUUAAGUGAUUUAAGAGUACAUGAACGAUACCACACCUGCGAAAAACCAUAUCAGUGUGAAGUGUGUGAAAAAAUAUUUAGUCAACUUCGUCAUCUGAUAUCACACAAACGAUCACACACUGGCGAAGAACCAUAUCAAUGUGAAGUGUGUGAAAAAAAGUUUAAGCAUUCGGGUAAUUUAAAAAUACAUAAACGGACCCACACUGGCGAGAAACCAUAUCAAUGUGAAGUUUGUGAAGAAAAGUUUAGUCGAUCGGAUUAUUUAAAAUUACAUAAACGAUCCCACACUGGAGAGAAACCUUAUCAAUGUGAAGUGUGUGAUAAACAAUUUCGUACAUCGAGUCAAUUAAAAGUACAUAAACGUUCCCACACUGGUGAAAAACCAUAUCAAUGUGAUGUAUGUAAAAAGCAAUUUAGUGAUAUGAGUAAUAUAAAUAAACAUAAACUAAUACACACUAGCGAAAAACCAUAUCAAUGUGAAGUGUGUGAAAAAAAAUGUACAACAGUGAGUCAAUUAAAAGCACAUAAACGAACCCACACUAGCAAAAAACCAUCAAUGUGAGGUAUGUAAAAAGCAAUUUAGAAAUUUGGGUAACAUACACAAACAUAAACUAAUACACAAUAGUGAAAAACCAUAUUAAUGUGAAGUGUGUGAACAAAAAAUUAAUGAAUAAAUUCAAUUUACUUAAACGACCCUGAACUAGUGAAAAACUACAUCAAUGUGAAUUAUGUUAAGAAAGAGCUUAUACGAUUAACUAUAAACGUGUUCACACUGGUGAGAAACCAUAUCAAUGUGAAGUAUGGGAAAAAAAAUGAACUCAAUCGAGUCGAGUAAAAAUACAUAAAAGAUGAAAACCACAUCAAUGUUAGGUAUGUCUAAAUCAAUUUAGAUAUUUCAAAAGUGUAAAUAGACAUAAUCUAGUACAUCAUUGAAUAAUAAAAAAGGACUUAGACGCAUAGUAAUUUUUAAGUUCUCAAGUCAAUAUACUUUUAGUACAUGAAAGAACAUAUUUCAGAGAAAAAUAUGUGAAAAGGUCAUUACAAAAUCAUAUGCAAUAAAGAUGCUAGUGAUAUGGUCCAGUGUGUGUUCGCCUUUAGUUUAUUUCUAAGACGUAUACAUAGUUUCGCAUUUAAUUGUAACUAUAACAAUCAAUUCCAUGUACAUUUUGACUUUGUGAUAUUAUUCUUAAUAAAUAUUUCUUUUUGAUAUUUUAUCAGUU
Cydia pomonella (codling moth) is the source of this 2394-nucleotide messenger RNA. Its product is annotated as zinc finger protein 625-like. NCBI's taxonomy places the organism in Eukaryota, Metazoa, Arthropoda, Insecta, Lepidoptera, Tortricidae. Bases 531 to 1736 code for a protein of 401 amino acids. The transcript is spliced from 4 exons. Gene Ontology annotation, cellular component: nucleus. The record is from RefSeq and is a predicted model, not a curated record.